Schizosaccharomyces osmophilus is the source of this 2904-nucleotide messenger RNA. It is a transcript of the gene psc3, whose product is annotated as mitotic cohesin complex, STAG protein subunit Psc3. Gene Ontology annotation, molecular function: chromatin binding. The transcript has 5 exons. NCBI's taxonomy places the organism in Eukaryota, Fungi, Ascomycota, Schizosaccharomycetes, Schizosaccharomycetales, Schizosaccharomycetaceae. The coding region runs from base 1 to 2904 and encodes 967 amino acids. The record is from RefSeq and is a predicted model, not a curated record. Gene Ontology annotation, cellular component: nucleus; chromatin; cohesin complex. Gene Ontology annotation, biological process: sister chromatid cohesion.
AUGUCUCGUUCAGUCACUCCAUCUAGUGAUGAUAAUGGAGAUGGAGCUUCAUCUCCUAUAAGAUUGUCUCAGGCAAUGGAUCCUUUGAGGGAUGGUUCAGAUUCUUCUUCUGAGGAAGAAAAUAGUGACGAUGAUUACGAAAAAACUAUAAGUUCAAAAAGAAGGCGGCCUGUUUCCGGAAGAAGCAGAACAGCUAAAAAAUCGAAAGCAAGUACAUUGGUUGAGGAAGAUCACGAAGAGGAGAUCUCUAAUAGAAUUUAUGAUGACCUGCUAAAUGACGCUGCAAGCGUAAGGGACGUAGUGGUUGAAUGGCUUACAAAGUACGAGAAAGACCAGCAAGGUUCUUUGGUUGAGUUGGUCAACUUUAUUUUAAAGUGCUGUGCUUGUAAUCGAACAGUAAAUGAAUUUGAUGUGCAAGAUCAAGAAUCUGUCUCCGUAACCCUUUCCCAAAUUCAACUCUCAGUUGAAAAGACAACAACGCGUGAAUAUCCUUUAAAUUCAAAAAGUCCUAAAUUUCGCAACUUUCGGAAAAAACUCUCUCAAUUUUUAACUUACUUCGUUUCACAGCUUUCAUCUAGAAAAUACCUAUACGACGAUAGCUCUAUAUUUGAAAAAAUCAUGUCCUGGAUUGUAGCCAUGUCUUCCUCGACAAUGAGGCCAAUCCGACAUACUGCUAGCGUUUUUUGCUUAAUUAUUAUGUCCUCCUUGUGCGAAGAAUCAAGGGAGUUUUUAUCUGAGCAUGCCAUAGCGUCGAAACAGCUGAUAAAGGAGGAAAAAAGGGCUCGCCCUAAUAAUAACCGCAUUCAGGAAUUGAGUGAUUCGCUUCAGACAAUCACGAGGCAACAAGAUGUUAUAUCAGAGUAUCUUAAUAGUUACUUUGACAGUGUUUUCGUACAUCGAUACAGAGAUGUUGAGCCGAAGAUACGGAUUGAUUGUCUGAAGGAACUUGGCAAUUGGAUUAAUAUAGUUCCCAGUGUCUUUUUCUCUGGAUCCUAUUUACGAUACCUAGGUUGGAUGUUGUCGGAUACGAACACAACUGCUCGUCUAACUGUAAUUAAAGUUUUGCAUAAGAUAUUUGAAACGGAAUCUUUUUUUGGAGGUCUCAGGCAUUUCACUUCAAGGUUCAAAGAAAGAAUUAUUGAAAUAAGCUGCGUAGAUGCCGAAGCUACUGUUCGUAUAGCCUCAAUUCGUUUAUGUAAUACUAUCAGAGCAUGUGGUUUUUUAGAAGAUGAAGAGGUUAUGAAAUUAUCGCAGCUUAUUUUGGAUGUUAAUCCAAGAAUUCAGCGUGAAGCAAUACAAUUCUUAUGUUCUACCGUGCAAGAAGCUACAGGUGAAAAGAUAGAAUCUUGGGGAGAUGAGGAAGCCAUUUCUGAGUCCUUUUCCGAAGAAACCGUUACUUCCUUUGAUAUUAUUUGGGUAAAAUAUGCUCAGCUCUCGAAAACAGUGGAAGUUUUGCGGGAUUUAUUCAAAAACGAUCCCACUGAUCUGAAAUUGUUCCAUGUUUUUCAAAGAAACGUAUCAGAUUCAACGCCUAUAACUCAGACUUUAUUGAACGCUUGUAGAUUGGAUAGUGAUUAUCAGUCAUGGGAGAAGAUUGCAAGCUAUAUAUUAUUUGACGAUUACGGUUCCAAGUCUACCGACACGGUCAAUGAUGUUUUGCAAUUCUGCAAACUUUCUGAAAGUCAAGAAUGUAUUCUAUUGCAACUACUUGCUUCUUCCCUUCUUCAUAUUUCAGAUUCUGAGUUUGUGGUUCCUAAAAAGAUUGGAAAGCAGCAAUUAGAGGACAGAAACGAGCUUGAAAAGGAUGAUGAAAAGGAUUUGGUAUAUUUGAGGAUACUGCCUCUGUUGAACAACAUUAUAGAAAGGGAAGCAGCUUCUCCUAUGUUACUCCAUCAUACCCUUCGAUUGCUUUUUACGCUUGAUUUCAAGCAGUAUGCACAUAUGCAGCUUUCAAAGCCUUUUGAAACCCUUUUAUUGAACCUAUCAAAGUUCUUUCUGACAAGUAAUAAUGCGAAUAUAAUCCAAGAUUGCACGGUUGUGUUUUUACGGAUGCAGUCCGUUCCGGUUUUAGAGGAGAGAUCGUCCUUCAGAAUUACAGAAAUGUGCGAUCAAAGUGUUCAAGAGUUUUUUGAUCUAUUCCUUUCGUUCAAUUUACGCGAAGGCAUUAUUACCAAGGAUGAUCAUUUACGGUUUGAAGCAUGUUUGAAGCGUAUGGAAGGCUGUACAUCAAUAAAAAAUAUAACGGACAAUACCCAAUAUAAAAUUAUUUAUGACAAGUUAUCAGAUAUGCUUUCUCGAAAUCCUAAUGCGCUUGAAGAUUCUCUUAAGUUUCCCGCUUUACAAUCUCAACAAAGUUUGUUUUUCUGGCUCCUUUUGCAAGAAGAAUCUCUGAAUGGCGAACUUAUUCGUUCUUCUGGGGAAAAACUUUUUGAUUGUUUAAUCCUUUUAAUUAAUGAAGACAGCUCAGGUGUACUAAAGCUUCAAGCUACACGGGUUUUGUUGGAAGUAAUAAUUAUGGUAUCGAGCUUCAAGGCUACUAAGGGGACUGAAAGUGAUGAGUUUAUCCCUGGUGUAGAAAGAUCGAAAAGCAAAGAUAUGGUUCGUUCUUUGUUCUCUAUUUUACAAGGAUGGUUGACUGUCUAUGGUAAAAUGAUUAAUGCUUCUCCUAUAAAGCUGGUGGAUCAAAAAACAAGUUGGAUUCCAAUAACCAUGCCGACAAAUCCAUUGAACAGACAAUUGUUAGAACAAAUAUGCUGUGAUUUAGUAGGGAAAUUGCUAUUAACGGGUUCUCUUACAAAUGUACUCUUAAAUGAAGACUGGGAAAUAUUACAAACUAUCAGGGGAAAUUUUGGUUCGGCUAUAGAUAUGUUGUUUGUCGAGUUCAGAGUUGAUGAAAGAGUUUAA